This is a messenger RNA of Geodia barretti, 938 nucleotides long. The record is from the annotation of a GenBank genome assembly. NCBI's taxonomy places the organism in Eukaryota, Metazoa, Porifera, Demospongiae, Tetractinellida, Geodiidae.
UACCUAGGUGUACGGAUGUGCAUAUAGAUCUGUGUGGAAAUGAUAUGCUCUGAAUGUAUUAUUGGUGCUAACAGGUGUGGCGGCUGGUGACUUGUCUACUGUGGCAUCCAGUCAACUUCAGGUGGCUCAUGCUCCUCUACUUCCUCUAUAGCUACUCCACGAGACUCGAAACAGGUUACUUUGCAGGCAAGCCAGCAGACUAUGUCUUCAUGCUCCUCUUCAACUGCCUCUGUCUUGUCGUAUCCUCAGUUAUACUGUCACCUGAAACAACUAUAUACUGUACUAUGUACAUAAUGGCAAGCGCAACCUUCGAAGGAUAAAUUCGAAGGAUAAAACCCAUGAACUUUGGUAACACACACACUUUUGGAAACGUUCAUUCUCCCUCUAAAGAUCCCAUGUGUACCUCAUGUCUAAUGCCAAUGUGAAGAGAUUGUUGUCUCCGUGACCGAGAGUGGGUGUGGUCAGAUUGUGGGCGUGUUCAUGGGCCUCUUCAUACUCAGCUCUGCGCUGGUGUUCUCCUCCCUCUACAUCUGGUGUCAGAUAAACCGUGAUGUCAUCGUCCAGUUCUGGUUCGGAGUCAAAGUAAAGGCCAUGUACUUCCCUUGGGUCCUCUUCCUUUUCUUCUUCAUUCUGGGAGCUGAUUGGGUGGCCAUGUUGCUGGGUAUAGUCGUCGGCCAUCUUUACUUCUUCCUCACCAUGAAAUACCCCCAGGAGUUCGGUGGACGGAAGCUCAUAUCCACUCCUCAGUUUCUAUAUCGGUAUUUUCCCAACGAGGUACAAACGGGGGGAUUCGGGGUGCCCCCUGUCAGACGAGGUGGACAGGCAGGGGGAGGAGGAGGAGGAGGAGGAGGACACACGUGGGGAGGCGGUCGAAGACUUGACGGAUAGUCUUAUAUUAUACUUGACAUCCUAUAUAGCAUUUGGACUGGUUUUCCAGU